AUCCUCUGGACAAGCCAGCCAGCCUCUCCAGAGCAGGCGUGUGAUCUCUGUACCCUGCAGUGGUCAGAAUAUGGAGAACUUCUCACUCCUCAGCAUCUCUGGACCUCCAAUCUCUUCCUCUGCCCUGAGUGCUUUUCCCGACAUUAUGUUCUCUCGUGCCACCAGCCUGCCAGACAUUGCAAAGACAGCAGUACCCACUGAGGCAUCCAGCCCAGCUCAGGCCCUGCCACCCCAGUACCAAAGCAUCACUGUCAGGCAAGGGAUACAGAACACAGUGCUCUCACCAGCAUCCUUGGCUCCACUGCUCCCUGCCAGAGACUCAGACCUGGUCCUUUCCUUUGCAGACUGCAGCUUGGGGGACACCCAGCACGGAGAGAAGCUGAGGCGGAACUGCACUAUCUACCGGCCCUGGUUCUCCCCCUACAGCUACUUCGUGUGUGCAGACAAAGAGAGCCAGCUGGAGGCCUAUGACUUCCCAGAGGUGCAGCAGGAUGAGGGCAAGUGGGACAACCGCCUUUCCGAGGACAUGGCUGAGAGCAUCUGUUCGUCCUCUUCCUCCCCAGAGAACACUUGCCCUCGAGAAGCCACCAAGAAAUCCAGGCAUGGCCUGGACUCCAUCACAUCCCAGGACAUCCUAAUGGCUUCCAGGUGGCACCCAGCACAGCAGAAUGGCUACAAGUGCGCGGCCUGCUGCCGCAUGUACCCCACCCUGGACUUCCUCAAGAGCCACAUCAAGAGGGGCUUCAGGGAGGGCUUCAGCUGCAAGGUGUACUAUGGCAAGCUCAAAGCCCUCUGGAGCAAGAAGCAGAAGGCCCGGCUGGGAGACGGGCUCUCCUCCGGCAGCUGCCAGGCCUUCAAUAGUCCUGCUGAACACCUUAGGUAAAUUGGCGGUGAAGCCUACUUAUGUCUCUAGAGAGAUGUCAAUAAAGUUAGUCACAGCCUUC
Molecule: messenger RNA, 944 nt
Organism: Gorilla gorilla gorilla (western lowland gorilla)
Lineage: Eukaryota; Metazoa; Chordata; Mammalia; Primates; Hominidae
Gene: SPATA46
Product: spermatogenesis associated 46
Exons: 3
Coding region: 71-883 (270 amino acids)
Biological process (GO): fertilization
Cellular component (GO): nuclear membrane
Source: RefSeq, a predicted model, not a curated record